Messenger RNA from Pangasianodon hypophthalmus (striped catfish), 3972 nucleotides. RefSeq names its product DnaJ heat shock protein family (Hsp40) member B5 (gene dnajb5). The coding region runs from base 910 to 1992 and encodes 360 amino acids. Gene Ontology annotation, biological process: negative regulation of transcription by RNA polymerase II. Gene Ontology annotation, molecular function: protein-folding chaperone binding. Gene Ontology annotation, cellular component: cytosol. The record is from RefSeq and is a predicted model, not a curated record. NCBI's taxonomy places the organism in Eukaryota, Metazoa, Chordata, Actinopteri, Siluriformes, Pangasiidae. The transcript is spliced from 4 exons.
UUGUCUUUUUCAGGUUUUAACACUAUUAACAUGAGAAAUCAGUGCUUUUGGAUCAGUGUGGGUUUGUGUGGGACCUUUGUGAGAUGUAGGGCUAAGCUUCGUGACUACAGCAGCGUCAGGGAUGUCGAGGGUGAGAUUUAAGCUCACAUAGGCGACUUCUUCUUCUUUAUUUAGAAUUACAGUUCUCAAUUACAGGCGAAUAGAACAGAAAGGAUGUUUAUGUUUAUGGUCACGUGGUCACCCUCUGAAACAUGGUGUGCUUCCAGUCAGAAUGAAUGAACACAUUAUGGGUAUUGAGCUUUUUUUUUUUUUUCCUGGAGAUUGUGGCUAUUAAUGUAACUGCUCAGAGAAAUAGAUGGCAUGGUGCUCUCUGGAAUAUAGUAUGAAGUCUGUUCUAAUUGUAUUUCAAGGCAAAGAUCACUGUAUAUAGGCUACAUCAUAAAUGAUUAAUAUCACUGUCAUAUUUUAGCAGAUUAAUUCAGGCCCCAGUACUAUUUCCAGAGGUGCUUAUAGUCAGUCAUUAAAAUCAAACGCGUGAAAUCUUUUUUCUUCUCCUUUAAUUCGCUAUUUAUAUUUGCUUUGCCUGCUGUCAGUCUCUAGUGCUGCCUUUUUAAGCUACAAGGAUGAGGACACUCGUCCAAUUAUUUUCCAAUUACUGAGGAAUACCGGGAGACCACGAGACUCUUAUGCCAUAGUGACGUCAGCAACUUUGAUCCGUCACCGACCGAUUUCCCUCUUCAUCACCGUCCGUGUCGCCACAUGACGUCAUACCGCAUAUGAGGAGGUUACAGUCAGAGCUGGGAGAGAACUAUAUCCUGCUAACACUGGCAGAGUUUGUCACGAUUUGCUUAAGACCCCUGAUUUGCUUUAGGAAAGGCUGGUUCUUGAAGGACAUUAUCACUCUAAGCCAUGGGAAAGGAUUACUACAAGAUCCUGGGCAUUCAGUCUGGUGCCAAUGAGGAGGAGAUCAAAAAGGCCUACAGGAGGAUGGCCCUCAAGUUCCAUCCAGAUAAAAACAAGGAUCCUAAUGCAGAAGAAAAAUUCAAAGAAAUAGCAGAGGCAUAUGAAGUCCUGAGUGACCCAAAGAAGAAGGCUAUUUAUGACCAGUAUGGAGAGGAUGGACUCAAAAGUGGAGGAACUGGCUCAUCUAGUGGACCAGGGACUACAUAUCACUACACCUUCCAUGGAGAUCCACACGCCACAUUUGCAUCUUUCUUUGGUGGCUCUAACCCCUUUGAUAUUUUCUUUGGCUCUGGACGUCAUUGGAACACCAGCAAUGGUGCUGGAGACCAUGAUAUGGACAUUGACAUGGAUGGAGAUGAUGACCCAUUCAGCUCCUUCAGCCACUUUGGCUUCAAUGGUCUCAAUGGGUUCCAUCGUGGGGUAGGUCGAAGACCUCGUAAUGAAUCUUUGCACAGCAGCAGCAACACCAGGAGGAAGGUACAGGAUCCUCCUGUGGUACACGAGCUGCGGGUAUCUCUGGAGGAAAUCUUCCAUGGAUGUACUAAACGCAUGCGCAUUACUCGCCGCCGCCUCAACCCAGAUGGAAGAACAAUGCGGACAGAAGACAAGAUCCUUAAUAUUGUCAUCAAGAGAGGCUGGAAAGAAGGGACCAAGAUCACCUUCCCUAAGGAGGGCGAUGAGACACCUGAGAACAUUCCGGCCGAUAUUGUGUUUGUGCUCAAAGACAAGGGGCAUCCGCACUUCAAGAGGGAUGGCUCCAACAUCAUAUACUCUGCCAACGUCAGUCUUAAGGAGGCCCUGUGUGGUUGCACGGUGAACAUUCCUACCCUAGAGAACAAGGUUAUUACGCUGCCCUGCAACGACAUCAUUAAACCAGGAAUCAUAAAGAGACUUCGGGGUGAGGGUUUGCCUUUACCUAAGAGUCCAUCCCAGCGCGGGGACAUGAUAGUGGAAUUCAAGGUGCGCUUUCCGGACAGGAUACCUCCUCAGUCCAAAGAAAUCAUCAAACAGCACUUACCCCAGUCUUAAAGCCAUUUAAUCGGAUUUAUCAUCAUUUCUAUUUUAAGAUAAACAUUACCUUUCACAAACAUUAAUAACGAUCCAGAUGAAUGGAAAAUGUGCAAGAAGGACCGCAAGUCAACUUCAUAUUUUGUUACCCUUUUUAUCAUAUUUUGCCCUUUUGAGAGCAGGUGGAAAAAAUGACUUUCUGAAGAAAAAAAGAAGAUUUUCUAAGCAGUUUGCUACCUUGAAGCCUAUGGCUUUCAUCCAUGACCUUUUUCAUAUUCUACACAAUUUUUUCACUCCAUUACUUUGAGGCAAAAGGGAAAGAAUAAAUUCCUACUAUAUUUAAAGAAAGCUUAAUGUGGAUGAUGGAUGCUAUGCUUGUUUCGCAGACAGUACUGCUUAUUUGUUUUACCUCUUACAUGUUUUCCCUUCUUUAGUCUAGUUUAAAUUUGAAUUUUGGAUAAAGCAGAAUUUAGGACAACCCUUUAGGUCCUUUAGAGUGAUGGGCUGCCUUUAGCACCAGCAAGUUCGAUAGAAACCAUUUGAUACAUUUUUACUCUCAGAACCAACCCAGCAGUCUAAAGGUGCUUUGUUCUCUGUGACCAGAUUAUUAGGUGCUGUCGCUCAUUGCAAGUCUUUAAUGGUGUGAUCACAGAAUCUUGAGUGCCUUAAUAUGGCUCCAACUAGCUAGAUUUUAGCGCCAGGUGAUGUAAUGAAAAGACCAGUGUUUUCACCUCAACCAAGGCCUAUUAUGGUACUGUAUACACCACUGAAUAAGCAAUUAUUAUUAUGUCAUUGCCUGCUCUGGCAGUCCUUUAGAGCCCUGUUUUUAUUUGCUCAUGUGCUGAUUUCAUGUACUGUGAUUGGUAGAUUUUGACUUUGACAUUCUGUUGAUUGUGUUACACUAUUUAAACAUUAUUUCAGGAGUCCCUUAUAAGCAUUUAUAAAGGCUUUAUUACUCUGACCCCAUGCCAGACAUUUCUUUAAAAUACAUCCCUGAUAGACUUUGUUAGACAAUCAUAAAGCUUUCAUGGUAGGUUAAAGAAAGAUUUGAAAGUGAACAUUAAGCAGUGUACAGAGUUGAAAUUAACUUGUUAAGGAUUCAUUGUAGCUGUAUAUAAAAGCUUCCUUGAAACUCACAAGAGCACUUUCAGAAAACUGUGAAGUCAGAAGAUGAUGUUUAAGGUUAAGGUAAGUUGUAAACAUGUAUCACAUACUGUAUGUAUACUGUUCAGUGCACACAACUGUGGUUAAAAAAAUAUUAGUUGCAAAUAAGUAUAUGCACAUGAUAAAGUGGAUGGAGACAUUUUUUAAGUUUUAGUAUGACUGAUGACACUUUACUAUUUUAGAUGUGCACAAUUUAUAGCUACAGUUUUCUCUUGUUACAGCAAAGAUUUCUAUACAUUUGUAUCCCUCUAAAGGAAUUUUUGAUGUAUUGCCUUUUAGCAAUAUAGCCAACAUUUGAGUGACAGUGUUUUUUUUUUUUCUAUGAACAAUCAAGCGUGAACCCACAUGUCUCUCUUAUAGAAUCAGAACUUAUUCUCAAACAACAUGAAACAUUUGAAAUGUGCCAAGAAUUUUGGGCCUGCCAAAGAACGCACAGUUACCACAGAAGGCUCCUGGCAUGAGUUUACCUCUUCAUGUCUGACACUAGGAUUCUUGCUUGAUAUGUUUUAUUUUAGGUCAUUUUUACACCUAUGUUAUUUAUGUAUUCUUUAAUGUAAUGAUGUUGCAUUGAACAUUUGGCCGCUGUCUUUAUACUCUAUUAAAGUAAAUCCAGCUUGCUAACUGGGAUGGUAAAAGGGCUUAGCAAGUGAAACUCAGUACGAGUGAAACAGUGUGUUAGUGUACUGUGAUUUUAAACAGUGUUGAGGCCUUUUGGACUGAUGCUUUGGCAGGGCUGAAGCUUGUUCUGAAUGUGCUGUUUUUUAUUUUUAGUAGUAAGGCUAAACUAUGUACCUUUUUGUUGUAAAGGCAAGAAAUAAACCACAAAUCAUGACUUUA